CCGGGAAAAAAGUCGCUCAGUUUGAAAAAAUAACUCUAAUAGAGAAUUUUAAAUUGUUUUAAUUGAUAAUAUAAAGAUAUGAAGAAGGUAUUAGCAGUAUCCGUGUGCCUCUUUUGGCUAGCAUGGAUUGUUCGGUACUACAUCAACGUAACGAGUUCCGGACAGGGAAGCACUGGACAGCUCCUGCCAAUGGUUAUCAACACCUGGCCCUUUUCGGUCGCCAACGAGGAGGCGUGGCGCAUCCUGAACCUAAAAAAGGGCGGAAUUGGUCAGACGAGGGACGCCGUGGUGGGCGGAAUUUCCGAGUGCGAGAGGCUACAAUGCGAUAAAGCUGUUGGCUUCGGCGGCAAUGCCAACGAGCGUGGAUAUGUCGCCCUGGACGCCUUGCUGAUGGAUGGCAGCACCAUGGAGAUCGGAGCAGUGGGCCAUCUUCGGAGGAUGAGGAGCGCCAUUAAGGUGGCCCGUCACGUCCUGGAACAUACGCAUCACUCCUUUUUAGUCGGCGAUGGAGCCGCGGAUUUCGCCAAUGCAAUGGGCUUCCAGAACGAGUCGCUGGACACUCCAGAAACAGCAGCCAUCACGCAAAAUUGGACGGCGCAUAAUUGUCAGCCGAACUACUGGCGGAAUGUCUAUCCGGAUCCCCUGACCUCCUGCGGGCCCUACCAGCCUUUAACUUUGUUUGACGAAGGGGCCCCUCGAUCUGACCAGGAUGAGAUCGGUCCCGACAACCACGACACCAUCACCAUGGCCGCCAUCGAUGAGGAGGGCAACAUCCACGUGGGCACAUCCACCAACGGAAUAAGACACACGAUACCUGGGCGCGUUGGAGAUGCCCCGAUCCCUGGCUCCGGUGCCUACGCAGAUAACGAAGUGGGCGCUGCUGUGGCCACCGGGAAUGGCGACAUCCUGAUGCGCUUUCUUCCCUCCCUCCUCGCUGUGGAGGCCAUGCGGGCGGGCAAGACGCCCGCGGAGGCAGUGAAGUCUGUAUUCCAGCGAAUCCGAAAGCACAUACCUCGCUUUGAAGGCGCCCUUAUCGCCGUAGAUCGCUUUGGAAAUUAUGCGGCGGUCUGUCGUGGUGUUAGCUAUUUUAAGGAGAAAUUCCACUUCAUGGUCAGUAGCCCGGCCAAUCCGAAUCGGCCGACGCGUAUGGAAACGGUCAUGUGCGCCACGGAACAAUAUGAAGCUCCAUCCGAACUUUAUCCGGAUGUUAUUUGGUAGUUUUAGAUCAUAUUGUUAUUUUAAAUUAACUUUCAUAA
Drosophila takahashii is the source of this 1256-nucleotide messenger RNA. Its product is annotated as putative N(4)-(beta-N-acetylglucosaminyl)-L-asparaginase GD10667. Lineage: Eukaryota; Metazoa; Arthropoda; Insecta; Diptera; Drosophilidae. Gene Ontology annotation, cellular component: cytoplasm; lysosome. Gene Ontology annotation, molecular function: N4-(beta-N-acetylglucosaminyl)-L-asparaginase activity; beta-aspartyl-peptidase activity; asparaginase activity. The record is from RefSeq and is a predicted model, not a curated record. Gene Ontology annotation, biological process: protein deglycosylation.